AUGGCCUUCCUUCGCGGAAUUACCAACCACCUGUGGAACUAUGUGAGUCCGCGCAAGACGCAGCAGAAGCGAGAGAAGCCCUUUGCUUUCAAGAAGCCUGCGAUUCCCGUCAGAAACCCAACUCCGCCAAAGGAUUUGGAGAGAGCACCCACAAGACAAAUCAGCCCGGAAGCGCACGCCACGAAACAGGAACCCCGGUCAGACAGCCCUCAACAAAUCGACUUCGAUGCCAUGUUUCUGCCUCCCUCACCACCUGCCUCAGCUAUGCUCUCGGAAGAUUUGGAAGGCGAUACUUUGUUAACAGAGUCGCCCAUCGGUGUCAAAGCUGGUGGGUCGUCAGCGGAUGAAUGGGAUGCCAAUGAAGAGACCAUGGUCGUGGACGAUGGGACCUACAUGGAGCAGCACAAGAGGAUCGACGUUGAGAUUGAGAGAGUCAGGCGAGACCAGCAAGGCCGUGACUUGCGCGACGCGGGAUGGUCAGAAGACGCUGUCUUCCUAUUUCAAAAGCUGGGCAUGCGCGGCUUUGAGCCCCUCUUGCCUAUUUCCUGGAUCAACGACUUUGAGACAGUCCCUGAAGAUCUUUUCACCGAGAAACUCGACAAAGCCUUCAUCAAGCCCGCGUUUGGAACAGACUACAGUGCCCAAAACGCUCUCAACAGGCUCUUUGAUCUCGGAGGCUUCGUCCGCGACGCCUGGCACACGCGCGCGAAGCGCACUCCGGCAUUCCACAUCGGCAAAGCAGUCAAGGCCUACACCAAGUGGGCAAUGAAGGAUGGCAGAGUCGACCACCUCUGGGCCCGCCUUCCGCUUUUCCACACCGUCACCUUCUCUCGCCACGUGCACCCGUCCGUUGGAGAGGAAAAAAUGGUCGAGAAGCUUGGACGCCUAUACGAGCUUUGGUACGAAGCUUUGCAGAUUGAACAAGCCGAGCUGCGUGGCGACACAAUCGUACCAGACGUCCCUACACUGUACGGCAUUACAGCCUCGCAUUCCGUCAUGGCUUUCGUCAGCUAUGCGCCACCGACCGAGAUGAAGGAGCAGCCCCAGCUGCGAUUGAUUGCCAUGUUCGACUUUGCAAAGGAGGGCUACGAUGUCUGGAACUCGCUCGCAAUGGCCAUCUUCAUCAUCCACUGCAGAAACCGGAUGAUGCAGCUCACCGAGUGUUUGUCUGAACCAGAGGUUUCGACAGAGGAAGACCCCGAUCUUUGA
Molecule: messenger RNA, 1209 nt
Organism: Pyrenophora tritici-repentis Pt-1C-BFP
Lineage: Eukaryota; Fungi; Ascomycota; Dothideomycetes; Pleosporales; Pleosporaceae
Source: RefSeq, a predicted model, not a curated record